GAGGAGCACAGCGGAGCAGGGAGCACAGGUCUUCUUGCUCUUACAAUGCAUUUUGUUCCAUCUCGACCAUCGACAUGCUGCAAUUUGUCCGACUGGCACAGCGAGAGUUAAUAGGAUUAUUGACAUGAUCGACUGGGGAAACAAGUGUAGUUCACACAAUGCUGCUCCACUGAUACUCAGCCUUGGUCCCCGUGAGAGGUUUGGAGUCCCAGGUAGUAAUGUUGGGUAGUAAGUCCAUCUCCUCUUGGCUUCCUGAGGUUCUCUGUGCCAUCGCGUGUCACCCGCCACCUCCUUAGUGCAUCUGAUGUGCCACCAGGAGGGGAUGUCUGCUACCCCACCUUCUUGCUUUGGCAGUCUGGACCAACCAAAGUUUUCGGCACCUUGUGUGUUGUUCACUUUGUCAGAUGUUUGAGGUCCCGUGUUGUGGGUAAGGACCACAAGUUCCAUCAUGAAGACCCCUAUACCGCAUUUAACCAAGAAGCUGUAUGUACGGUAACCUUUGUAUUGAUGCAUAACGCUAUGAGAAGGAACAGCCGCUGUAGUCGAUGAUGUUUUCCAGAAGGAGGUUGAAAAAGAGAGAAAAUUGUUCCACUCUCCAGCAAAAAAAAUUUCCUCUUAAAAUCUUGUUGAUAAAGUCAUCGAGAAGACAAAAAAUAGCCGUGUGCCUGAGAGAGAAAAUGAAGAGGCUGCUGCAAAGGCCUGUGGAGAAGCUGUCCACCAACCAUGACGAACAAGGUUCCCCCGUGGACAUGGCAGCCGACUUGUUCGUGUGCGGGAUAAAACGGAAAUCGAACAACGCGGAUGUGCAAGCCACUUGUGACUUCAUGGAGGUGACUGAAGACACCAAGAUGGCAAGCACCUAUUGUUCUAAAAAGGUGGAUUCCAGUUGGAACCAAAGUGUAGGAUUGACUCUCAAUCCAGAAGAACACGACAGUCAUGCCACGGAAGAGCAGAGUUCUUCUGAUGAACAGAGUUCAGAGCUGAUAUCACCUCAUGAAAGUAAUGGACUCUCUGCAGACCAGCGGGAUCUCUCCACUUUUAGUAUUACCAUGAGUUGGAAGGAGAUAACGGAAAAUAGUCAACUACUCUGCCAAAACAAUCUAUCCGAAUGCAGCCCCGGGGGAAGUUCUGUCACUAGUGACCGGUCUAAUGAUGUGGUGGAGUACAUCUUAAGAGAACUUCAGGGCAUCAGUCGCAUUCAGGCUGAGAUAGCGGAGCUCCGUCAACAUCUGAGUUUGAUAAAGGGCUCGGUGGAAGAAGUGUCCUCCUGUGUGGAUUCUGUCCUAAAUGAGAUUGAGGGUUUGCAGAUAGGAUCUUCCCCCAAAAGCCCAAUGCUUUCACCAAGUGGAGAGAUGAGUAGGGAUCCUUUAGGCAAUGAGGCUGUGUUAUAUUUUUAUGGAAUCUCAGAGCAUGAAGAUGAGAACACAUUGGAGAGGAUCCAUUGUUUCUUAUGUGACCACCAUUGUUUUAAUGGCAUCCAAAGUAGAGAAUAUAUAAAAGAGGCCUACAGAAUAGACUCUGGAUCCAAUGCAUUGUUAGGACCAAGGCCAACCUUAGUUAAACUUUCUCAUCCCGAUCACAAGGACGCUAUACUUCAAAAAUUGGACAAUUUUCAAAGAGCUGGAGUAAAAAUUGUUCCAUUUGAGGAGCACAAUUUACAAACUAGAAUAAGAGCAAAUUCUCUGUCUGUGCUUCAGCAAGGCCUAAGAGAAAAUCGCUGGAGCUCACUCAGUCUAGAUAAAGCAGUGGUGAGGACAGAUGAGAUGGUGGGUGAACGUAAAACUGAGUCAUUUAGAAUAAGAUAUCAGAACAAGAGCACUGAGGCGCCAUGCGGUGGAGAGGAAUUCCUCUUUGCACAGAAAUGCACUUUGGCCAAAAAAUGCAACAUAUCGGAUGGGGAGGUGGUCAGAGCUGAUGGGAAGGAGACCUGUGAGCAAAGCCUGGAGAAAAGUGUAAGUCAUCUUUGUAUUCGUCUUGACUCCCAAGAAUCUCAGAAAAAUCUUCAUUUCACCAACCUGCCUUCCUCUAGUGAGAAAGCCUCUUGUCGAUUACUAACCCGUUCUAACCAUCUGAGUGCAUCUACAGAGACAGAGGAGGCAGAAAUUGCAAUUCACCGGUGCUGCUCAAUUGUAGACGACCACGAUGGGAUGUUUAGAGAAGGAAACCUGGUGUCAUGUGACUCCCGGGUACAGUUUCGAAGCACUGAAAAAAUUAAUGUAAUUAUUAAAGAUCCUUCUGGCAGUUUUACCUCUUUGAGCUUUGAUGACACUGUGGACAAGUGUUCUGCUGGUACUGUAGCAGAAACUCUUAAAGAAGUGGUCCACAUAGACUUAGAUGAUCCGGAUAAGUCUGGUCACGUCUUAAGAGAUUUUCUUGAUCAGCCCAAUGAAAACAUAGAUAUAGUUGACAUCAAGUUUUACGCAAAUAAAUUAGGAAAAGCACUUAACCAUUUCCGGUCAGCUUUGAAAGUUGUGUUUAAUAAGCUGGAAAGUCCAGAUGCUUUCAUGGAAAGUAAAGAUCCUGGGUUUCCAGUUCCCGACUAUGACACUCUGCAACGACUAAACAGUCUCGAAAGUGGCCACUUCAAUGACAGCAUCCCCACACAUUCUAGUAUGAGUAACAGCUACAGCUCCAGCUCCAAUCUGAAAGAAGAUGCCUAUUUUGUGCUCAACAGAGUCCCCUCUCUACCUCAUGAGUCAUCUAUCCCCUCUCUGAUCCUGUCUCCUGAUGUAGACCUUAAUGGCCCCAAAGCAAUCGUCUCUCCCGAGCAGGCACUGGAAGGUAGUGAAAUUUUGGUGGCAAUGAAAGAAGACAAACCUCUAAGACUUGAUCAAGUAUGUGCAGAGACCAUCUACCUGAACAAGUGCAUCAAUAACUUCAAAAAUGUCUUACGGGAGAAGAAGAAGAUGCAGCGAAAGCUCCUGAAAGAUAUUGUUCAAGAAACUUUUUGGGUUUCUGGUGAAGAAGCGAAUGCAGAGUGGCAUAAAGCUGAAUAUCAGACACAAGAUGAUGGGGACCCAUCGAAGCCACCGUGGUUUAAAGGCGGCGGGCCUGCCGGGGGCUUGUAUGGGAUUGACAGUAUGCCUGACCUUCGCAAGAAGAAGCCUAUACCUCUGGUUAGCGAUUUGUCCCUGGUGCAGUCCAGGAAAGCCGGUAUUACCUCAGCUAUGGCCACGAGAACGUCACUCAAGGACGAGGACCUGAAAUCACAUGUGUAUAAAAAGACUCUACAAGCCUUAAUCUACCCCAUUUCCUGCACUACCCCUCACAACUUUGAGAUAUGGACCGCCACAACCCCCACCUACUGCUAUGAAUGUGAAGGCCUGCUGUGGGGAAUAGCCAGGCAAGGAAUGCGCUGCAGCGAAUGUGGCGUCAAGUGUCAUGAGAAGUGCCAAGAUUUAUUGAACGCCGAUUGUCUGCAACGUGCAGCAGAAAAGAGCUCCAAGCAUGGAGCAGAGGACCGCACCCAAAACAUCAUCAUGGCCAUGAAGGAUCGGAUGAAGAUCAGGGAAAGGAACAAGCCGGAGAUCUUUGAUGUCAUCAGAGACGUCUUCAGUGUGGGCAAAGUUGCCCAUGCCCAGCAGAUGAAGACUGUGAAGCAAAGUGUCCUGGACGGCACAUCAAAAUGGUCUGCCAAGAUCACCAUCACAGUUCUCUGCGCUCAAGGUCUUCAAGCCAAGGACAAAACGGGCUCAAGUGAUCCCUAUGUCACCGUACAAGUGGGCAAAACCAAGAAGAGAACAAAGACAAUAUAUGGCAACCUGAACCCCGUGUGGGAGGAGAAAUUCCAUUUCGAGUGCCACAAUUCCUCAGAUCGGAUCAAGGUCCGUGUCUGGGACGAGGACGAUGACAUAAAAUCUCGUGUAAAGCAAAGGCUGAAGAGAGAAUCGGAUGAUUUCCUGGGGCAGACCAUCAUCGAAGUCCGAACGCUGAGCGGGGAGAUGGACGUCUGGUAUAACCUGGAGAAGAGAACAGACAAGUCGGCCGUCUCCGGUGCUAUUCGCCUACAGAUUAACGUUGAGAUUAAAGGAGAAGAGAAAGUGGCGCCAUACCAUGUCCAGUACACGUGUCUGCAUGAGAACCUGUUCCACUAUCUCACAGACAUACAGGGGAGCGGUGUGGUUAAGAUCCCAGAAGCAAAGGGCGACGACGCCUGGAAAGUUUACUUUGAUGAGACUGCGCAGGAGAUCGUGGAUGAGUUCGCCAUGCGUUAUGGGAUUGAGUCUAUUUAUCAGGCCAUGACGCAUUUUGCUUGUCUGUCUUCAAAAUAUAUGUGUCCUGGCGUUCCAGCUGUUAUGAGCACUCUACUUGCCAACAUCAAUGCCUACUAUGCCCAUACUACAGCUUCCACCAAUGUGUCUGCAUCAGACCGCUUUGCAGCCUCCAAUUUUGGGAAAGAACGCUUUGUGAAGCUCCUGGACCAGUUACACAAUUCCCUGCGCAUCGAUCUCUCCAUGUACAGAAAUAACUUCCCUGCCAGCAGCCCGGACAGACUGCAGGAUCUGAAGUCUACAGUGGAUUUACUCACCAGCAUCACAUUCUUCCGCAUGAAGGUACAAGAGCUGCAAAGCCCCCCACGUGCCAGCCAAGUGGUCAAAGACUGUGUGAAGGCCUGCCUGAACUCUACCUAUGAGUACAUAUUUAACAACUGUCACGAGCUGUACAGCCGCGAAUACCAGACCGAUCCGAACAAGAAGCAAGAUUUACCUCCGGAAGAACAAGGACCUUGUAUUAAGAACCUGGACUUCUGGCCCAAGCUGAUCACGCUGAUCGUAUCGAUCAUUGAGGAGGAUAAGAACGCCUACACCCCUGUCCUGAACCAAUUUCCUCAGGAGUUGAGCGUGGGCAAGGUGAGCGCGGAGGUGAUGUGGGGUCUCUUCGCCCAGGACAUGAAGUACGCCAUGGAAGAACACGAGAAGCACCGACUAUGUAAGAGCGCCGACUACAUGAACCUGCAUUUCAAGGUGAAGUGGCUGUACAACGAAUAUGUGAAGGACCUGCCGGUCAUGAAGGAUAAAGUGCCGGAGUACCCAGCGUGGUUCGAGCAGUUUGUCAUGCAGUGGCUGGAUGAGAACGAGGAGGUGUCCCUGGAGUUCCUGCACGGGGCCCUGGAGCGCGACAAGAAGGAUGGGUUCCAGCAGACGUCGGAGCACGCCCUCUUUUCCUGUUCUGUGGUUGACGUAUUCACUCAACUUAACCAGAGCUUUGAGAUCAUAAAAAAGCUUGAGUGUCCUGACCCGGUCAUUGUGGCGCAUUACAUGCGAAGAUUCGCCAAGACCAUCAGUAAGGUUCUACUCCAGUACGCAGACAUCCUCUCCAAGUCCUUCCAGUCCUACUGCUUCAAGGAGAAGCUGCCUUGCAUCCUCAUGAACAAUGUUCAGCAGCUCCGAGUGCAACUAGAGAAGAUGUUUGAAGCCAUGGGAGGAAAAGAGCUGGAUCCCGAGGCCAGUGACACGCUGAAGGAGCUGCAGGUGAAGCUCAACAACGUCUUGGAUGAACUCAGCGCUGUGUUCGGAAACAGCUUCCAGUUCCGGAUCGAUGAAUGUAUCAAGCAGAUGUCAGAGAUCCUGGGCCACGUGAAGGGCACCGGGAACGUGUCGUCCAAUGCCAGGAACACGGUAGCACAGGAUGCAGACAACGUUCUUCGCCCCCUGAUGGACUUCUUGGAUGGAAAUCUGACCUUAUUCGCCACCGUGUGUGAGAAGACGGUCCUAAAACGUGUCCUAAAAGAGCUGUGGAGGGUGGUGAUGAACACAAUGGAGAAGAUGAUCGUCCUGCCCCCCCUCACAGACCAGUCGGGAACCCAAUUGAUUUUCAGCGCAGCCAAGGAGCUGGGCCAGUUAUCAAAGCUGAAGGAUCAUAUGGUAAGAGAAGAGACCCGCAGUCUAACCCCAAAGCAGUGCGCUGUAAUGGAUCUGGCUCUGGAUACCAUAAAGCAAUACUUCCAUGCAGGAGGAAACGGCCUUAAGAAAACAUUCCUAGAGAAGAGUCCGGACUUACAAUCGCUGCGCUACGCCUUGUCGCUGUACACACAGACCACGGAUACACUCAUCAAAACUUUUGUGCAGACCCAGACGGCGCAAGUGCAUGAUGGGAAGGGUAUUAGGUAUACGGCUAAUGAGGACAUUCGCCCCGAAAAGGGCUCGGGUGUUGAUGAUCCUGUGGGAGAGGUGUCCAUACAGAUAGACCUGUUCACACAUCCUGGGACUGGAGAACAGAAGGUGACCGUGAAAGUGGUGGCAGCAAAUGACCUGAAAUGGCAGACGACUGGAAUGUUCCGACCUUUUGUGGAGGUCACUAUGAUAGGUCCUCAUAUGAGCGAUAAGAAGCGGAAGUAUACCACUAAAUCGAAGAGUAACAACUGGGCUCCCAAAUACAAUGAAACCUUUCACUUUAUUCUGGGUAAUGAGGAUGGACCGGAGUGCUAUGAACUUCAGGUGUGUGUGAAGGAUUAUUGCUUUGCCCGUGAAGACCACGUGUUAGGAAUAGCAGUGCUUCAGCUGCGGGACAUUGCUGACAAAGGCAGCUGUGCGUGCUGGUGUCCGAUGGGGCGCCGCGUCCACAUGGAUGAAACCGGACUGACCAUCCUGCGCAUACUCUCCCAAAGGACCAAUGACGAGGUUGCCCGGGAGUUUGUGAAGCUGAAGUCAGAGACCCGCUCUACAGAGGAGGGCAGCUAAACCCAGACAGUGUCCUCUCCUAUGUGCCAAUCCAUUCAGCUCUUGCUGCCUCUGGGUUUCCUGUCCCAAAAGUCGCACAAGUGGACAGGAGCGGGCGGCGAGCUGCGCAGAUUAUUUAUUUUUGUGUAUUGCCUGACGCCGCAGGAAACCUUCAGUAAGCAGAAGGCAUCUGGUGUCCUGUACAUAAGAUAUUUAUAUGAAGUGACUCCUAUUCUGUCCUCGAAGGUGCAGUUGGGUCCUGGACAUCCCGGCUCGGUUGCCGGCGCCUGCUGAUCUAUUUCCAUGACUGUUAAGGCCACGAGUCACCGCCGGCUGUGGUGCCGGACCGUGCUGCGCGCAGACUUGGAGGUCAGUCCUCGUUUAAGGCGCAGGCACAUGGAUUGUGGGUCACAUGGCAGCUGGGAUCAACGCGCCGCAGAUCCCAGUCUCAUCCGCCAUCUUCUUAUCACCUUGCGAUACACUAUGUUUGUCUUUUUUAUUUAACCUAUUUAAGAAACGUGUCAGUUUUAAAAGUUACAUCGUUUUUACUGCUUUGUAACUUUCCACCUUUAGAAUUCUAUUUUAUUGUUUUUCAUAUUUUUUUGCAUUAUUAGGCGGUUUAGUAAUUUAGUCUGUAUUAUUGAUGAUGCACCUUUUAAGGGAGAAAGUGUUACGAUUACUAGAUAUAUAUAUAUAACGUGCCAUAUAUCGCUUGGCUGGUGCUCCGCAACUAACGUCGGUUUUCUUACAGCUAAAAGGUGGAUAUUUUUUUUAUAUAUAUUAUAUUAUAUUUUGCACUAAUUUGGGGUUGAAGUGUCUGCACUCAGCACUAGAUCCACCAUGGGUGAGAAGAACAAGACACGACGUGGAUGGAGAACGUUCCUUCUAUCGUUGUAUUACAAGGUGUACUCCCAGUGUGGCUGCUGAGUUGCCUUCAACAAUACAUCCCCCUCCUCUGUAAUUUACAAUGUACAGACAUAAGAAGCCCCCAAUCCUCCUCCCUAGGUAUGUUAUGUUCAUUGCUGCUCCUGCCAAGACCACAGCUCUUCCCCGGUGCUGCAUGUACAGCGUAACAGCCGCCAUGUUGGGGACAACUUUUCGGUGAGAAUAUAAUGUAGACUCUAUAUCGUAUGUGCCAUUGUCACCGACCACAUAGCUCAGCCCUAAAUAAAGAUCUUUAUUGCAGCAUC
Hyla sarda is the source of this 7849-nucleotide messenger RNA. It is a transcript of the gene UNC13B, whose product is annotated as unc-13 homolog B. Gene Ontology annotation, biological process: presynaptic dense core vesicle exocytosis; synaptic transmission, glutamatergic; neuromuscular junction development. Gene Ontology annotation, cellular component: synaptic vesicle membrane; terminal bouton; neuromuscular junction. The transcript has 33 exons. The record is from RefSeq and is a predicted model, not a curated record. The coding region runs from base 546 to 6680 and encodes 2044 amino acids. Lineage: Eukaryota; Metazoa; Chordata; Amphibia; Anura; Hylidae. Gene Ontology annotation, molecular function: calcium ion binding; diacylglycerol binding; syntaxin-1 binding.